Achroia grisella is the source of this 2166-nucleotide messenger RNA. RefSeq names its product calcium release-activated calcium channel protein 1 (gene Orai). Gene Ontology annotation, biological process: store-operated calcium entry. NCBI's taxonomy places the organism in Eukaryota, Metazoa, Arthropoda, Insecta, Lepidoptera, Pyralidae. The record is from RefSeq and is a predicted model, not a curated record. The transcript has 3 exons. Gene Ontology annotation, molecular function: store-operated calcium channel activity. Bases 279 to 1061 code for a protein of 260 amino acids. Gene Ontology annotation, cellular component: membrane.
CAAUGUUAGGACCGUCUAACAUCUUUCAUUUCAUUCAUAUUUUUUUCAUUCUAAUAAUUUUUCUUGUAUUUUAUUGUGUUUAAAAACAAUGGCAUACAAGUAAAGUAAUUUUUGUAUUUGAGAAUAUAUUCGAUUUUGUUCAUUUACAUCGUAAAUAUAUUUAAGCUUCCUACGUCGUCGUUAGUACAACACAAAACAUGGAGAUCUAGUGAAAAAAUUGACGGCUUAUUGACCUCGUCGUCGAACAAACCAAGGACUAUCGUGCAAAUUGUCUAGGUAUGUCGGUUUGGUCAGCCAGUACUGUUGGAAAUAAUUGCCACUGCAUAAACUCAGGCGGUCGUUACAAUCAACAUAAUAAUUGGUGUCCAAAACUGAGUAAGCACAAGUGCCUGAUGUCGGGCGAGACGCCGAUCCAGUCGGCCGAGGGGCUGCACACGCCAGCAUAUCUCUCCUGGCGCAAGUUGCAGCUCAGCCGCGCCAAGUUGAAAGCAUCCAGCAAGACUUCGGCGUUACUUUCGGGAUUUGCAAUGGUAGCCAUGGUUGAAGUGCAGCUUAAUCCACCAAAUGCCACCGCCGUGCCCACCGAAAUGUUAGUUGCCUUUACUGUAUGCACGACUCUUCUCGUCGCCGUGCAUAUGCUCGCUCUCAUGAUAAGCACAUGCAUUCUGCCCAACAUAGAAGCAGUCGGUAAUCUCCACAGCAUCUCUCUCGUCCACGAAUCACCCCACGAACGAUUACAUUGGUACAUAGAAAUCGCAUGGGCCUUCUCAACACUUCUAGGGCUUAUACUUUUUCUCAUAGAAAUAGCUAUACUUUGCUGGGUGAAGUUUUAUGAUCUGAGCGCAACUGCCGCGUGGUCGGCCUGCGUGGUGCUAAUACCUGUUAUGAUUGUGUUCUUAGCGUUUGCAAUACACUUUUAUAUGUCCUUAGCGACACAUAAAUACGAAGUAACAGUGACCGGGAUAAAGGAGUUGGAAUUGUUAAAGGAACAGAUCGAAAUGGGUGAUCAGGACUCGAGAAUGAACAAUCUAACAUUGUUAGAUCAGAGUCGUAUUGUCUGAUUAAUGUUUAUUCAUGUUUUUUUUUUCGGAAUGUUACUGUAGCUUUUAGUGUCGUAUCUGUGGCUCAAAUAACGACGUCUUACUUGGAUUAUUACUAUUAUAAGUUAUAUUAAAAAAUUGAGCUGAUGAAGUAAAAAUGGCUGUGCCUGUUUGUUACUAUUACAGACUGAUUUAGACGAUUCAUUGACAGACAAUAUGAGUGAUAUUAGUACAUUAUGAACAUUUGGUCAUCAUAUAGUCACAUAGCCAUAUUGGAUUUAUGGUAAUGUCAUAAUAAUAAUCAUAAAUCUAAUAUAAAACUCAUAAGUGCCUACAUUUUUAUAAAUUGUUUAUAAACAAACUUUUUGACGUUUUCUUUGAAUAUAGACAGAGAUUUGCAACCAAAUGUAUCUCUUACGAUUAAUAACCCCGUAGUAAAAUUAUACCAUUUGUGAUUAUGAUAAAUUUCAUCAAUAAUAUUGGAUUGUAUUAUGCUAAUUUCAUUAUGAUCUGCCCAUCCAAGAGGUGUCGAUAUUGAAUAUGUCAUUACAAAUUGUGAUAUCGGGUUGUGGAAAGAUAAAGUAAAUUGUUAUUCACAUUAAUUUUUUACUGUUCACGUUAUUCAGUUCGUGUAGUAGAGUCGUGACAAAAUAAUAUAUUUUAAGUAAUUUACAUAAACCAGUAUGGAGCAGUGGUUCGUAAUGUUUUUAAGCAACGACCAACUACACUAAUAAUAACACUCUCACAUCUGACAUAAGGAUACGAAGAACAGUGUAUUGAAAGAACAUACUUGCAUCUGUCUUCAUAUUCUACACAUUCACAUAGAUAUUUCGUGUAUCCAUAGCGAAUUUCCAAUUAUGGUAAUCUAGACUACCUUACAGUUUUGGUAAUGAUGUAGAAUUUAAGCUUGCACUUGAGUCGGGGUCGGCUCCGGACAUUAUGCCGAUUGUUACUCAAGUUCUUCGGUUCACAUGCUAGUAAUAAUAGCUUCGUAACAACGAGAAUUAUUUUAUAUUUAGGCUGAGACAGUGCCCUGGGCUUCAUAACCUACUAGAGUCAAUUAAUACAUACAAGGAUAGCUUUUUAAUAAUGCGAUUUUUAUUAUAAAAAGAUACACAUAGUACAU